AUGGAUGUGAAGGAGCGGAGGCCCUACUGCUCCCUGACCAAGGGCAGGCGUGAGAAGGAGCGGCGGCACACCAACUCCUCGGCCGACGAGGAGUGCAGGGUGCCCACGCAGAAGUCCUACAGCUCCAGCGAGACCCUGAAGGCCUUCGACCACGACUCCUCCCGGCUGCUCUACGGGAACAGGGUGAAGGACCUGGUUCACCGGGAAGCGGAUGAGUACAGCAGACAAGGACAGAAUUUUACCCUAAGGCAGUUAGGCGUGUGCGAACCAGCAACUCGACGAGGACUGGCCUUUUGUGCGGAAAUGGGGCUGCCCCACAGAGGUUACUCUCUCAGUGCAGGGUCCGACGCGGACACCGAGAACGAGGCGGUGAUGUCCCCGGAGCACGCCAUGCGGCUGUGGGGCCGGGGCGUCAAGUCCGGCCGCAGCUCCUGCCUGUCCAGCCGCUCCAACUCGGCCCUCACGCUCACCGACACGGAGCACGAGAACAAGUCGGACAGCGAGAGCGAGCAACCUGCCAACGGCCAAGGCCAGUCCACGCUGCAGCCGCUGCCCCCGGCCCACAAGCAGCACGCGGCCCAGCACCACCCGUCCGUCACCUCCCUCAACAGGAACUCCCUGACCAGCAGGAGGACCCAGAGCCCGGCCCCGCCGGCUGCGCUGCCCGCCGAGCUGCAAACCACGCCCGAGUCCGUCCAGCUGCAGGACAGCUGGGUCCUUGGCAGUAAUGUUCCACUGGAAAGCAGGCAUUUCCUAUUCAAAACAGGGACGGGGACCACGCCACUGUUCAGCACCGCGACCCCGGGAUACACCAUGGCUUCGGGCUCCGUGUACUCGCCGCCUACCCGGCCGCUGCCCAGAAACACGCUGUCGAGGAGUGCUUUCAAGUUCAAGAAGUCCUCGAAGUACUGCAGCUGGAAGUGCACGGCCCUGUGCGCCCUAGGCGUGUCCGUGCUCCUGGCCGUCCUCCUGUCCUACUUCAUAGCAAUGCAUCUCUUCGGCCUCAACUGGCAGCUGCAGCAGACGGAAAACGACACGUUUGAAAACGGGAAAGUGAACGCGGACACCGUGCCCACGCACACCGUGGCGCUGCCGGCCGGCGACAGCGGAAAAUUAGGCGGAUUCACACAAGAAAAUAACACCAUAGAUUCCGGAGAACUUGAUAUCGGCCGGAGAGCGCUUCAAGAGGUGCCCCCCGGCGUCUUCUGGAGGUCACAGCUCUUUAUCGAUCAGCCACAGUUUCUGAAAUUCAAUAUCUCUCUUCAGAAGGAUGCAUUGAUCGGCGUGUACGGCCGAAAAGGCUUGCCCCCUUCCCAUACUCAGUACGACUUUGUCGAGCUCCUGGAUGGCAGCAGGUUGAUCGCGAGAGAGCGGAACCUUCUGGAAUCAGAGCGAGCCGGGCGGCGGGCGCGGUCCGUGAGUCUCCACGAGGCCGGCUUCAUCCAGUACCUGGAUUCUGGCAUCUGGCACCUGGCUUUCUACAACGACGGGAAGAACGCGGAGCAGGUGUCCUUCAACACCAUCGUCAUAGAGUCCGUGGUGGAAUGCCCCCGAAAUUGCCAUGGAAACGGAGAGUGCGUGUCGGGCACUUGCCACUGUUUCCCGGGAUUUCUGGGUCCGGAUUGUUCGAGAGCAGCCUGCCCCGUGCUGUGCAGCGGCAACGGCCAGUACUCCAAGGGCCGCUGCCUGUGCUUCAGCGGCUGGAAGGGCACCGAGUGCGACGUGCCCGCCACGCAGUGCAUCGACCCGCAGUGCGGCGGCCGCGGCCUCUGCAUCAUGGGCUCCUGCGCCUGCAACUCGGGCUACAAAGGCGAGAACUGCGAGGAAGCUGACUGUCUCGACCCCGGCUGUUCGAAUCACGGCGUGUGCAUCCACGGGGAGUGCCACUGCAACCCGGGCUGGGGAGGAAGCAACUGUGAGAUCCUGAAGACCAUGUGUCCAGACCAGUGCUCUGGGCACGGGACGUACCUUCAGGAGAGCGGCUCCUGCACCUGUGACCCCAACUGGACCGGCCCAGACUGCUCAAACGAAAUCUGCUCCGUGGACUGCGGCUCGCACGGGGUCUGCAUGGGGGGCACGUGUCGCUGCGAGGAAGGCUGGACGGGCCCCGCCUGCAACCAGAGAGCCUGCCACCCUCGCUGCGCGGAGCACGGGACCUGCAAGGACGGCAAGUGCGAGUGCAGCCAGGGCUGGAACGGGGAGCACUGCACCAUCGCUCACUAUUUGGAUAAGAUAGUUAAAGAGGGCUGCCCCGGGCUCUGCAACAGCAACGGCAGGUGCACGCUGGACCAGAACGGCUGGCACUGCGUCUGCCAGCCAGGCUGGCGAGGAGCGGGCUGCGACGUGGCCAUGGAGACCCUGUGCACGGACAGCAAGGACAACGAGGGAGAUGGCCUCACCGACUGCAUGGACCCCGACUGCUGCUUGCAGAGCUCCUGCCAGAACCAGCCCUACUGCCGCGGGCGGCCCGACCCACAGGACGUCAUCAGCCAGAGCCCCCAGUCCCCGUCCCAGCAGGCGGCCAAGUCCUUCUACGAGCGCAUCGGCUUCCUCACCGGGGCCGAGAGCACCCACGUGAUCCCCGGGGAGAGUCCUUUCAACAAGAGCCUCGCGUCCGUCAUCAGAGGCCAAGUGCUGACUGCGGACGGCACGCCACUCAUCGGCGUCAACGUCUCGUUUUUCCAUUACCCAGAGUAUGGCUACACCAUCACCCGGCAGGACGGCAUGUUUGAUUUGGUGGCAAAUGGCGGGGCCUCUCUCACUCUGGUGUUUGAGCGAUCCCCGUUCCUCACUCAGUACCACACCGUGUGGAUCCCCUGGAACGUCUUCUACGUGAUGGACACCCUGGUCAUGAAGAAAGAGGAGAAUGACAUCCCCAGCUGUGAUCUGAGUGGGUUUGUGAGGCCCAAUCCUAUCAUCGUGUCAUCGCCUUUAUCCACCUUCUUCCGGUCGUCUCCCGAAGACAGUCCCAUCAUCCCUGAAACGCAGGUGCUCCAUGAAGAGACCACAAUCCCGGGCACAGACCUCAGACUGUCCUACCUGAGCUCCAGAGCUGCCGGCUACAAGUCCGUCCUCAAGGUCACCAUGACCCAGGCCGUGAUUCCCUUCAAUCUGAUGAAGGUCCACCUCAUGGUAGCUGUCGUAGGAAGACUCUUUCAAAAGUGGUUUCCCGCCUCACCAAACUUGGCCUACACCUUCAUAUGGGACAAAACAGACGCGUAUAAUCAGAAGGUCUAUGGUCUGUCUGAAGCUGUCGUGUCGGUGGGAUAUGAGUACGAGUCAUGCUUGGACCUGACCCUGUGGGAGAAGAGAACUGCCAUUUUGCAAGGCUACGAACUGGACGCUUCCAACAUGGGCGGCUGGACACUGGAUAAACAUCACGUGUUGGAUGUUCAGAAUGGCAUCCUGUACAAGGGGAACGGGGAGAACCAGUUCAUCUCCCAGCAGCCCCCGGUGGUCAGCAGCAUCAUGGGCAACGGGCGCAGGCGCAGCAUCUCCUGCCCCAGCUGCAACGGGCAGGCGGACGGGAACAAGCUGCUGGCCCCCGUGGCCUUGGCCUGCGGAAUCGACGGCAGCCUGUACGUCGGGGAUUUCAACUACGUUCGCCGGAUAUUCCCUUCCGGGAACGUGACGAGCGUUCUAGAACUCAGAAAUAAAGAUUUUAGACAUAGCAGCAACCCAGCUCAUAGAUACUACCUGGCCACCGACCCUGUCACCGGAGACUUGUACGUUUCGGACACUAACACCCGCAGGAUUUAUCGCCCCAAGUCGCUGACCGGGGCGAAGGACUUGACGAAAAAUGCAGACGUGGUCGCAGGGACGGGGGAGCAAUGCCUGCCCUUCGAUGAAGCCAGAUGUGGGGACGGGGGCAAGGCUGUGGAGGCGACACUCAUGAGUCCCAAAGGAAUGGCAGUUGAUAAGAAUGGAUUGAUCUACUUCGUUGAUGGAACCAUGAUCAGAAAAGUCGAUCAGAAUGGAAUCAUCUCGACCCUCCUGGGCUCUAAUGACCUGACGUCAGCCAGACCUUUAACCUGUGACACGAGCAUGCACAUCAGCCAGGUGCGUCUGGAGUGGCCCACCGACCUCGCCAUUAACCCCAUGGACAACUCCAUCUACGUGCUGGACAACAACGUGGUGCUGCAGAUCACCGAGAACCGCCAGGUGCGCAUCGCCGCCGGCCGGCCCAUGCACUGCCAGGUGCCGGGGGUGGAGUACUCCGUGGGCAAGCUCGCCGUGCAGACGACGCUGGAGUCCGCCACGGCCAUCGCCGUGUCCUACAGCGGGGUCCUGUACAUCACGGAAACCGACGAGAAGAAGAUCAACCGCAUCCGGCAGGUCACGACCGACGGCGAGAUCUCCUUGGUGGCCGGCAUCCCGUCGGAGUGCGACUGCAAGAACGACGCCAACUGCGACUGCUACCAGGCGGGCGACGGCUACGCCAAAGACGCCAAGCUCAGCGCCCCGUCGUCCCUCGCGGCGUCCCCGGACGGCACCCUGUACAUCGCGGACCUGGGGAACAUCCGCAUCCGGGCGGUGUCCAAGAACAGGCCGCUCCUCAACUCCAUGAACUUCUACGAAGUGGCCUCGCCGACCGACCAGGAGCUCUACAUCUUCGACAUCAACGGCACGCACCAGUACACCGUGAGCCUGGUCACCGGGGACUACCUGUACAACUUCAGCUACAGCAACGACAACGACAUCACCGCCGUGACCGACAGCAACGGCAACACCCUGCGGAUCCGACGGGACCCCAACCGGAUGCCGGUCCGAGUGGUGUCUCCGGACAACCAGGUGAUAUGGCUGACCAUCGGCACGAACGGGUGUCUGAAGAGCAUGACGGCGCAAGGGCUGGAGCUGGUUUUGUUCACUUACCACGGCAACAGCGGCCUGCUGGCCACCAAGAGCGACGAAACCGGGUGGACGACCUUCUUUGACUACGACAGCGAAGGUCGCCUGACCAACGUCACCUUUCCGACGGGCGUGGUCACCAACCUCCACGGCGACAUGGACAGGGCCAUCACCGUGGACCUGGAGUCGUCCAGCAGAGAUGAGGACGUCAGCAUCACUUCCAAUCUGUCCUCCAUCGACUCCUUCUACACCAUGGUUCAAGACCAGCUGAGAAACAGCUACCAGAUCGGCUACGACGGCUCCCUGAGGAUCAUCUACGCCAGCGGGCUCGACUCCCACUACCAGACGGAGCCGCACGUGCUGGCCGGCACCGCCAACCCAACCAUGGCCAAGCGGAACAUGACCCUCCCCGGGGAGAACGGCCAGAACCUGGUGGAGUGGAGGUUCCGGAAGGAGCAAGCCCAAGGGAAAGUCAACGUCUUCGGCCGAAAGCUCAGGGUCAACGGCAGGAACCUCCUUUCCGUCGACUUCGAUCGAACCACGAAGACAGAGAAGAUCUACGACGACCACCGCAAAUUCCUGCUGCGGAUCGCCUACGACACGUCGGGGCACCCGACGCUCUGGCUGCCGAGCAGCAAGCUGAUGGCCGUCAACGUCACCUACGCGUCCACGGGGCAGAUCGCCAGCAUCCAGCGCGGCACCACCAGCGAGAAGGUGGACUACGACGGCCAGGGGCGCAUCGUGUCCCGGGUCUUCGCGGACGGUAAAACGUGGAGUUACACCUACUUGGAAAAGUCCAUGGUGCUCCUGCUGCACAGCCAGCGCCAGUACAUCUUCGAGUACGACCUGUGGGACCGGCUGUCGGCCAUCACCAUGCCCAGCGUGGCGCGCCACACCAUGCAGACCGUCCGCUCCGUCGGCUACUACCGCAACAUCUACAACCCCCCGGAGAGCAACGCCUCCGUCAUCACGGACUACAACGAGGCGGGGCUGCUGCUGCAGACGGCCUUCCUGGGCACCAGCCGGCGGGUGCUGUUCAAGUACCGGAGGCUGACGCGGCUCUCCGAGGUCCUCUACGACAGCACGCGGGUCAGCUUCACCUACGACGAGGCGGCGGGCGUGCUGAAGACGGUGAACCUGCAGAGCGACGGCUUCAUCUGCACCAUCCGGUACCGGCAGAUCGGCCCCCUCGUCGACAGGCAGAUCUUCCGCUUCAGCGAGGACGGGAUGGUCAACGCGCGGUUCGACUACAGCUACGACAACAGCUUCCGGGUCACCAGCAUGCAGGGGGUCAUCAACGAGACGCCGCUGCCCAUCGACCUCUACCAGUUCGACGACAUCUCCGGCAAAGUCGAGCAGUUUGGCAAGUUCGGCGUCAUCUACUACGACAUCAACCAGAUCAUCUCCACGGCCGUGAUGACGUACACCAAGCACUUCGACGCCCACGGCCGCAUCAAGGAGAUUCAGUACGAGAUCUUCCGGUCCCUCAUGUACUGGAUCACCAUCCAGUACGACAACAUGGGCCGGGUCACCAAGAGGGAGAUCAAGAUAGGGCCCUUCGCCAACACGACCAAGUACGCCUACGAGUAUGACGUGGACGGCCAGCUCCAGACCGUGUACCUCAACGAGAAGAUCAUGUGGCGCUACAACUACGACCUGAACGGGAACCUCCACCUGCUGAACCCCAGUAACAGCGCGCGCCUGACCCCGCUCCGCUACGACCUGCGAGACAGGAUCACCCGCCUGGGGGACGUCCAGUACCGGCUGGACGAAGACGGUUUCCUGCGACAGAGAGGCACGGAGAUCUUCGAGUACAGCUCCAAGGGGCUCCUCACGCGGGUUUACAGCAAAGGCAGCGGCUGGACCGUGAUCUACCGCUACGACGGCCUGGGCAGGCGCGUUUCCAGCAAGACCAGCCUGGGACAGCACCUGCAGUUUUUCUACGCCGACCUCAUCUACCCCACGAGGAUCACUCACGUCUACAACCACUCGAGCUCAGAAAUCACCUCCCUCUACUACGAUCUCCAGGGACACCUGUUUGCCAUGGAGAUCAGCAGCGGGGACGAGUUCUACAUCGCGUCCGACAACACCGGGACGCCGCUGGCCGUCUUCAGCAGCAACGGGCUCAUGCUGAAGCAGAUUCAGUACACCGCCUACGGCGAAAUCUACUUCGACUCCAAUAUUGACUUUCAGCUGGUCAUUGGGUUUCACGGUGGCCUGUAUGACCCACUCACAAAACUGAUCCACUUCGGAGAAAGGGAUUACGACAUUUUGGCAGGACGGUGGACAACGCCCGACAUAGAAAUCUGGAGGAGAAUCGGGAAGGACCCGGCUCCUUUUAACCUGUACAUGUUCCGGAAUAACAAUCCUGCAAGCAAAAUCCAUGAUGUGAAAGACUACAUCACAGAUGUCAACAGCUGGCUGGUGACGUUUGGCUUCCACCUGCACAACGCCAUCCCUGGGUUCCCCGUCCCCAAGUUCGACCUGACGGAGCCUUCCUACGAGCUGGUGAAGAGUCAGCAGUGGGACGAUGUCCCGCCCAUUUUCGGAGUCCAGCAACAAGUGGCGAGGCAGGCCAAGGCCUUCCUGUCCCUGGGGAAGAUGGCCGAGGUCCAGGUGAGCCGGCGCAAGGGCGGCGGCGCGCCGUCGUGGCUGUGGUUCGCCACCGUCAAGUCGCUGAUCGGCAAGGGCGUCAUGCUGGCCGUCAGCCAGGGCCGCGUGCAGACCAACGUGCUCAACAUCGCCAACGAGGACUGCAUCAAGGUGGCGGCCGUGCUCAACAACGCCUUCUACCUGGAGAACCUGCACUUCACCAUCGAGGGCAAGGACACGCACUACUUCAUCAAGACCAGCACGCCCGAGAGCGACCUGGGCACGCUGCGGCUGACCAGCGGCCGCAAGGCCCUGGAGAACGGCAUCAACGUGACCGUGUCGCAGUCCACCACCGUGGUCAACGGCAGGACGCGCAGGUUCGCCGACGUGGAGAUGCAGUUCGGCGCGCUGGCGCUGCACGUGCGCUACGGCAUGACCCUGGACGAGGAGAAGGCGCGCAUCCUGGAGCAGGCGCGGCAGCGCGCGCUCGCCCGGGCCUGGGCGCGCGAGCAGCAGCGGGUGCGCGACGGCGAGGAGGGCGCGCGCCUCUGGACGGAGGGCGAGAAGCGGCAGCUGCUGAGCGCGGGCAAGGUGCAGGGCUACGACGGCUACUACGUGCUGUCGGUGGAGCAGUACCCGGAGCUGGCCGACAGCGCCAACAACAUCCAGUUCCUGCGGCAGAGCGAGAUCGGCAAGAGGUAA
This is a messenger RNA of Eptesicus fuscus (big brown bat), 8142 nucleotides long. RefSeq names its product teneurin transmembrane protein 3 (gene TENM3). Gene Ontology annotation, biological process: heterophilic cell-cell adhesion; neuron development; signal transduction. The transcript is spliced from 29 exons. Bases 1 to 8142 code for a protein of 2713 amino acids. Lineage: Eukaryota; Metazoa; Chordata; Mammalia; Chiroptera; Vespertilionidae. Gene Ontology annotation, molecular function: cell adhesion molecule binding; protein homodimerization activity; protein heterodimerization activity. The record is from RefSeq and is a predicted model, not a curated record. Gene Ontology annotation, cellular component: membrane; neuron projection.